This is a messenger RNA of Elaeis guineensis (African oil palm), 1151 nucleotides long. RefSeq names its product small heat shock protein, chloroplastic. NCBI's taxonomy places the organism in Eukaryota, Viridiplantae, Streptophyta, Magnoliopsida, Arecales, Arecaceae. The record is from RefSeq and is a predicted model, not a curated record.
ACGUUCUCCGGUCUUCAUCAUUUUUGCCUAUCCAGAACUUUCUGUAUCCGUCUCGGCUUCCUCCCCAAGAAACGGAACGCAUCAACUCCGCCCCUUUCUCCCUCUAUAAAUACAAACCCGUUUCUCUCUUUCUUCCCGCUCGAAUCACGCUGGUCAACCUGAAAAGUUACUCCAAAGUCUCAUCGCGAUCUCCAAGUCUCCAUGGCUGCCAUGAUCGCCGCAAGGACGGCUCCCGUCUCCAAGCUCCUCGUCUCCCCUGUCCGCCCCUUCGCCACUUCUGCCGCCGGCUCCCGCCUUUUCAGCACCAACACCAAGCUCCGCGACCUCAACGAUGACCACAGCCUCGACGUCGACCGCCGCCGCGACGACCUCUCCGAUGCCCCCCGCCAGCGUGGCGACUCCUCUCCCUUCCCCAGCAUCUUCUCAGGUAAUGUGUGGGAUCCGUUCACACCGACGAGGAGUUUGAGUCAGGUGUUGAACAUGAUGGACCAGAUGCUGAACAACCCAUUCACGGCAGCGAGCCGGGGGGCGACCGGGGGAUUCCGCCGAGGAUGGGAGGCGAAGGAGGACGGGGACGCGCUGCACCUGAGAAUCGACAUGCCGGGAUUGGGGAAGGAGCACGUGAAGGUGUGGGCGGAGCAGAACACUUUGAUCAUAAGGGGAGAAGAGGAGAAGGAGGCGGAGGAGGAGGAGAGCAGCCGGAGGUACAGCAGCCGCAUCGACCUGCCGCCGGAGGCGUACAAGAUCGACCAGAUCCGGGCGGAGAUGAAGAACGGAGUUCUUAAAGUGGUGGUUCCCAAGGUCAAGGAGGAGGAGCGUAAAGAAGUGUUCCAAAUCAAGAUCGACUAGAAGAGUUCUUAUGCUUCUCACUCGCCCUCUGUUGUUUUGGCAGAGGCGGGGUGUUCACUUUUCCCCUCUUUUUGUUCGAUCUAUUUCCUCAAUGCGUUAUGUCUUUUAAGAUGGAUAUGGUUGUAGAACAAAUGGACACAGUGUGGACGUUUAAUCCGUGUGGAUUUGAUAUUGCAGCGUUGGAAGGCUUGAGCAUGUUCUUGGACGAGUCUGGCGUUGUUGGAAGGGUCUGGUAGAAUUUGUUUUGGAUAUGGUUUCAUUUAUGCUUUGAUUUGAGUCCUGAUUUGAAUUGUUUGGAUUGA